Molecule: messenger RNA, 4695 nt
Organism: Anguilla rostrata (American eel)
Lineage: Eukaryota; Metazoa; Chordata; Actinopteri; Anguilliformes; Anguillidae
Product: polymeric immunoglobulin receptor-like
Exons: 11
Coding region: 118-1500 (460 amino acids)
Biological process (GO): platelet activation
Cellular component (GO): plasma membrane
Molecular function (GO): transmembrane signaling receptor activity
Source: RefSeq, a predicted model, not a curated record
CCUUCACUCGGUUAAUUACAGCACACACCCAGCUAAGAACAGGAAGGACAGAGACCAUUUGUGUUCCUCUCAGAUACACGCUCCAAAACAGAAGCGUCGCCUUCAGAUCCAGCAGCAAUGAGGCUGGCUUUGGUCCUCUCCUUCCUCUCAGGAGCCUACUCUGCUGUCGUCUCGGGUCCAGGGGAGGUGAGGGUCUUGGUGGGUGACAGCGUGAUUGUCCCCUGUAGAUAUACAGAUUAUGAUAAGAAUGAGAAAUACUGGUGCAAAGGAAAAAUACGACUGCGUUGUAGCAUUUUAGUGAAGACUGAUGGCACCACCAAAGACAAAAGAAUGUCGAUUAGAUAUAAUCAAACAAAGAGAGUGUUCUCUGUAACUAUGAAGGAUUUGAGAGAGAAGGACGAUGGAUGGUAUCAGUGUGGAAUAUCAAUACCGGGAAGGUUCAGCUAUGAUGUAAGGAGUCCAGUGCACAUCAGUGUCAAAAAAGUCCAGGCUCCAGAGAGGGUGAUAAACCAAACCAAAGGAAACGUAACAGUCCGGUGUAAAUAUCACAAGUCAUACGCUGACCAUGUCAAAUACUGGUGCAAAGGAAAAUAUCUACUUCCGUGUUCCACCCUGGUGAAGACCGGGGACUCAGAUACUCAGAGCCGGAUCUCUAUCAGAGAUGAUAAAGCAGAGGGAGUAUUUUACAUCACAAUGACGGACCUCACCAAGGAUGAUCAGGGGUCUUAUAAGUGUGGGAUAUCAAUAAGUGGCUUUGAUGAAAGUGUCCCAGUGUAUGUUCAAGUGAAUGAAGGUACGACCAUACCAGAUCUCUGGGGCCCGGUGAAUGUAAUUGGGCAAGCAUCCAGCAGUCAAACAAUCAGAUGUCUGUAUUCUGCAGAUUACACCGAUAGUGUUAAAUACUGGUGUAAAAAAGCUGGUGUGGAUGGAUGUAGCCCUGUGGUGGACAUUGAAAAUAAAGAGAGAGAAGACAGAACACAGAUCAGAGAUGACCCUUCCAACACACAGUUCCUGAUCACCAUCAGUAACCUCACAGCACAGGACACUGGCGUGUACUAUUGUGGAGUGAAGGGACAUUCCUCUCUCAGUGACAAAUGGGUUCCGGUGAACCUGGAUGUUGAAGCAGUAGGAAAACCAGAAAAGGGGAAUUGGAGGUCAACAAUAAAACAAGAAGGAACAACAAUGGUGAAUCAUAUGGCAAAGAGUCAUCCGGAUUCUUCAUCCCUGCUGCCCACUCUCGCCAUUUCCGCCGGAGCUCUUCUGCUGCUCUGCUGUGUGGCCGCUGGCGUUGGAUGGAAGAUCAAACGUAAAAUAAGACCAGCUGUGGAAGACAAAAAGGAAAAGCCCCCAGGAGUCGCUGAAGCGACCUAUGCUGAAGUUCUGACCAAUGACAGCACACAGGAGCCGAGUGACGUGGUUUACUCCAAUGUGAAUCUACACCAGUGCUCACAGAGCCCUCCUCCACAGGACCAAGUUGUGUACUCUACUAUUAACUAUUGAAAGCCCCAUUUUUAGACAUUUUAGACAACACUGCCAGACAGCCACUCCACACUCACCAGAAUUGCCUCAUGCUGAGAUUUUAUUUUGUUUCUUAUUCAACCCUGGGUCAAAUUUUAUAUGGCCACCUGCUAACAUUCGAAAACAGUUGUUCAGUUGUUCCCUGAGAAUUUUUACCAAAAUGUGUCCCUCAUCAAAACGUGUAAUUACAUAAGCCUUAUAAUUAUAUGAAAAUGUCAUUAUAUGGAAAUUCGAAUUAUAUGAAAAUAAGAUUCAUUUUCUUCUGAAUGUUUUGCAAAAAAAGAUGUUGCUUUUUAAAUUGUUAAUGGUCUGUAGGAGUUUCACUGCUGGCUGAACGAUGAAAGUAUUUGACCCUGGUGUGCUUGCUGUGAGAGUACUGCAUUAUAAAAAUCUACACCUCUUUCUGUGCAAAAACAGUUUGAGUAAUGUAAUACCAUUUCAGCUUUACAUGCAAGAAAAUUACUGCAACAGAGCAAUGAACUUCCAAAUUAGUUUUACAUGCAAACCAAUUUCUGUAACAUUGCGGGAAUGUAAAUGUGACACCUGAGUUCCAUCCAUCCAUCAUCUAUACACACUUAUUCCUGGUCAGGGUCGUGGGGGGUGCUGGAGCCUAUCCCAGGAUGCGUUGGGCGAGACACAGGAAUACACCCUGGACAGUUUGCAGGUUCACCGCAUGGCAUAACCUGUGUUGCAAUUUAAUGGAAUUCAGAAAUAAGGAAUAUCCUAGUAAUUUGGUAGUUUGCACAUUUUUCGCUGUUACUUUGUUUUGAAUACAGCCAUUUAACAGGAGCUCUUCAUAUUUGGAGAAAGCUGGUUUGGUACAUUGACAAAACAUGUAUAAAUUAGAAUAUAAAACCCCCUCAUUGGUGACUGCUUUUAAGUUACAGAACAUUGCAGUUGCAUGAAGGAUUGUAAAUAACCAUUUCCUCAAUGUCCAAAUUCAUUUUUUAAAUAAACACAGAAAUCACAGGCUUUGUAUUUAUGAAUGUGAGUUCAACAAUACGACAACAUUUUUUCAAGUGUAUAACUGAUGUAUGCUACUAGCCUAACUAAUGUAUCUGUGCUACUAGUACAGACUGAUUGUGAUUUGAAUCUGUGGUGGGUAAACGGAAAAGGGGUCGGACAUUUUGUCUUUCAGCAUGCGUCCUCAGUGAAGUCACACAUGAAAUGCACUCAAAAUGGAAUACACACAUUUACUGUGCAUUUCAGCAUAAAGCAGCAUGGUGCGCAUGAAAGCAUUUUCCUCCCUACAAACGCCUUGUGGGAAGAAGGCCAUAAUGUUGCAUGCCACAAAAAUAAAUAAAUAAAUAAAUAAAUUACCUUUUACAUUAUAAUGAAAUUCUGGAUAUAUGAAAAAAUAUAAUCAAUGUAAAACACAUUGACAACAUCAAAUACGUUAUAUACAAACAGUAGAAUGCAUAUACUUUUUGCUGGCAUCAUUAAAAAUGUUCAGGAGCUUAUUAGUACUCACUGUAUGUCUGCAGCAUGCAUAAACUGUGCAAGAGGAUGCAGUGACUGCUGAGCAUCAGAUCUCAUAAUAUUUUUUUUUUGUUUGGGGGGGGGGGGGGGCAGUGUGUAUGCAGGUUCGGUUUCUGCCAGUUAGGCCCUGAGUCAAUUAGUUCCUCAUCAUGAUAAACCAACUCUGGUACAUACCAAGAUAAAGUCCACAUACCACAGUACAUCAUAUGGGGACACAAAAUCAUGGACAAAAUCAUUCAUGAGCUUGUCAAGAUAUGUAACUAAAAUGUCAAACCACAUGAAUGGUGAACCUGUGCAGCAUUAUAAUAUAAAAUACUGCUUUCAUGUUUCAUGUUGUUUUCAUGUAAUCACCAUGCUGUCCACUAGCUCUCUCUACUGGGAAAUCUGUUGAAUGGGAAUAAAAGUUACAGAAUGGAAAGUAAACUGUUAAUGAACUGUUUAAAAAAAGUAUGUUUGUGUAAAUUAAUAUCUGUACAGCUUAGCACAAUUUAUGUCUUUAAUGACCCAACUAGUGUUUAAUGUGCAAACAUGAAAUCUACAAAUAAUUAAACUUAAAAACACAAAUAAAUACAUUUUGAUUCAUUGAUGGUCAAGUUAGGUCAUGCUUUGUAGUCUGGAGACGGGAAGAAGAAAUAAAUGAGAAACAUUUUUAUACUUUUUAAGAAAAGAAAUAGCCAUCUUUUACUUUGGCUCUCAGUGUUCUGAGGUGCUCUGGUUUUAGCAGAACGAUCGGCUUCCUGUCGACUUUUGGACAUCGUAUCUAGGGGAUCAGAUACUAUAUUUUAAAUACUUUAACCUUUUAGACAGAUGAGUAACUUGUACGACUUUUCUUCUUUCACGCGGCUGUUUUUUGAUAAAAAUUCUCGGGUAUGCAAGGUGUUUUCAAUUUCACAGUCAUGGUCCAGCCGUUUAAAUUUUGAGCAUUAAGACAACUUCUUGGUGAACAGCAAGAGGAAAUAUCAUCACAUGAUCAGUUAAAAAUAGUAAAUAAUAAUAAAGCUUUAGAAUGGGAGAAAUGCGACACAGGAAGCUAAUUGAGGAAGUCCACUGUGCCAGUACAGUGUUGUGACACAGAGUACUGAGGAGCAGCCUGUAGUUUUCUGACUAUGGAUUCCGCUAUCUUUAUUCUGCUUCUCUUUUUUGGUUGUCACUUAUCAAGGGGACAGGACAGAGUAGACGCAUCAGGAACGGUUUUGCUGCGAUUGCCUUUUAAUCCGUAUUUCAAUUAUUAUGAAAAGCUCUGCUGCAAAUUUUACCAAGGUGUUUGUCUUCCUUUUGUGGACAACAGAGGAUAUGCCGGUGACAUCUAUAAGGGAAGAAUAUCUCUAAUCGAAUACAACGGAGGUAUGGAUGUGACGAUCAGGAAUUUACAAAAGUCAGACAGUGGACUGUACCGAUGUGCCAUAACUGAUUCACAGUAUCACGUUUACAAGGACUUCAUAGUUGUAAUACCAGACUCAGCCAAUCGACAGAGCCCACCGCUGCCCUCUCUGACCACCACCAGCCGCACCACUGUCGCCACGGUGACCACGUCCGCCACACCUGUGGAAAGCCUCAGUGAUGUUCAGGGUAACGCAAGCUCAAGGUUUAAAACAGAUUUGUGGAUAACACUGGCUGCUGUCCUGGGUGCACUGAUGAUGCUCAUUCUUAUCAUCUCUGUCACUACCAUUGUGGUUCAUCGCAGAAAGAAAGACGAAA